This is a messenger RNA of Funneliformis mosseae, 500 nucleotides long. Lineage: Eukaryota; Fungi; Glomeromycota; Glomeromycetes; Glomerales; Glomeraceae. The record is from the annotation of a GenBank genome assembly.
CGAAUCUCAAAAUUAAAUUAGAAAAAUGUUCUUUUGCUCUGCAUGAAUUAGAAUAUUUAAGACAUAUCGUAGGAAGCAAUGGUAUCAAACCAGAUUCUAAAAAGUUACAAACUAUGAAGAAUCUACCUAUGCCUAAAACACCAAAAGAAGUUAGAAUAGCUUUAGGAUUAUUUUCUUAUUACAGGCAUUUUAUUCAAAACUUUGCAAAAAUCGCAGGACCUUUGCAUGAUUUAACUAAAAAGAAUAAAGAAUGGAAUUGGACUAAUCAACAUCAAGAUUCGUUUAAUACUUUAAAACAAAAAUUAAUGGAAGCUCCUGUCCUAGCCCAACCUGAUCUUAGAAAAGUUUUUAUACUACAAACAGAUGCUUCUGAUAAAGGAUUAGGUGCCGUUUUUACUCAAAAGGAUGAUCAAGAUGCUGAACAUCCAAUCACUUUUGCUAGUAAAAAACUAUCUGACUUAGAAUUAAAAUAUACUACUACAGAAAAAGAAUGUUUAGCU